AUGCAAGUCUGCGCCAACGAAGAAGUGCGGCGCAUCUCAGUUUUCAAGCGAAAGGUGAGGCUCCGGUGUGUUGUUGAGGCUGGCAUCUGGUGUCGGUUUGCCUGCCCCAUUGCCUUUGGCAGGACUCAGGCGCCUGGGUGCCUGAAAGCAUCACCAGCAGAGUUCCUGCAGUAUGCGCAGUCAAGAAGGCUCCCAUCUAUGAUUGUAUCUGAAGUUCCCAAUAUCCAAAGGAUAGAGAUCCAAAUUAGGCGCCAUCAGUCGCCAAUCUCCGGCUCGAGACCCGGGAAGGCCCCGUUGGCUGCGUGGCGCUUUGCGGCGCGGUUGUCCGCAACUCUGUCCUUCCUGCGUUUCUUAACGCGCUUUCCCGGGAUGCGUCCGCGCUUUGCAUACCAAAGUUGCGGUUGCAGCACGUGGGCUCACCUUCUUCUGGUCUAG
Molecule: messenger RNA, 435 nt
Organism: Effrenium voratum
Lineage: Eukaryota; Dinophyceae; Suessiales; Symbiodiniaceae
Source: the annotation of a GenBank genome assembly